Messenger RNA from Daucus carota subsp. sativus, 2466 nucleotides. Its product is annotated as folylpolyglutamate synthase-like. Bases 368 to 2092 code for a protein of 574 amino acids. Gene Ontology annotation, molecular function: tetrahydrofolylpolyglutamate synthase activity; ATP binding. NCBI's taxonomy places the organism in Eukaryota, Viridiplantae, Streptophyta, Magnoliopsida, Apiales, Apiaceae. The record is from RefSeq and is a predicted model, not a curated record. Gene Ontology annotation, biological process: tetrahydrofolylpolyglutamate biosynthetic process. Gene Ontology annotation, cellular component: cytosol; mitochondrion; cytoplasm. The transcript has 17 exons.
CAAAGCACGAAGAAUAAAUAACAUUACUACAGUACCUUAUUAUAUACAGUACUUCUAUAUGGAAGAUGAAUCCAGGGGUUCCAAAUAUUAGCGGCAGCCGACAUUGAACAAAGUAGCCCCACAUGAUGUUCGCUAGAAACACUAACCUCAUAUAUGAUUUACUUGGAGUUACUUAUUUCCAAAAGAGAGAGAUCCAAUUUUUUCAACGACACACAUGGAAAGUUUCCUGCCUGCCAGCUUGCUUAAAUCCCAUUAAUUCAAUUGGACUGAAGAGUUUACAUUCUGACAUGAACAGUUGGCUGCCAGAGUAAUAAACUCCUUUUCAGAUCCUGGAGAUACGGAUAGCUUAUCCCACCCCGUUGAGAAAAUGGACAGUAAUGUAACUGCCCGAAGUACAUCACAGGAUUCGCCUCUUUCUAUCGAGUAUGAACAUGCAAUGGAAGCUCUUAGUUCUCUCAUUAAUAGUAAGAAACGAGGCGAAAAGCACCAUAAACCAGGCAUGGGCAGUAAAUACAAGAAAUUGGAGAGGAUGUCGAUGUAUAUUAAGAUUUUAGGCUUGGAGGAACAUAUAGCUGGUCUUAAAAUCAUCCAUGUUGCUGGGACCAAAGGGAAGGGUUCAACAUGUGCAUUUUGUGAGGCAAUUCUGAGGGAAAGUGGUUUCAGAACUGGGCUAUUUAUCUCUCCUCAUCUAAUCGAUGUGAGAGAAAGAUUUCGUGUGGAUGGGUUGGACAUAUCAGAAGAACGUUUUUUAUUGUACUUUUGGGAAUGUUGGAACUGCUUGAGGGAAAAUGUUACUGAAGACUUGCCAAUGCCUCCAUUAUUUCAGUUUCUUACGGUAUUGGCACUCAAAAUAUUUGUAUGUGAGAAGGUAGAUGUUGCAAUCAUUGAAGUUGGUCUCGGAGGGAAAAAGGACUCUACAAAUGUGAUCAAGGAACCUGUGGUCUGUGGCAUUGCUUCACUUGGUAUGGAUCACAUGGAUAUUUUGGGAGAUACCUUGAGGGAAAUUGCUUCACACAAAGCUGGAAUUCUCAAGCCUCAUGUUCAUGCAUUUUCAUCACCGCAAGCUGCUGAAGCAAUGGAAGUUCUCCAGGACAGGUCCCAUGAUUUAGGGGUGCCUCUGGAAGUGGCAGCACCCCUAGACUACAAAAGAUUGAAUGGGAUAAAACUAAGCCUGUCUGGGGAUCACCAAUUCAUUAAUGCUGGUCUAGCUAUCUCACUUUGUAAAUGUUGGCUCCAGGUUACAGGAAAUUGGAAAAAUCCGUCAGAAAAUGAAAGUGGAAAACACAUAUUGCCAGAGGCAUUUCUGAGGGGUCUAUCAACUGCACGUCUUUCUGGAAGGGCUCAGAUUGUUGAGGACUAUUCAUUUAAAACUUGUAAAUUAGAAGGAAAUGAAAUUUCUUCUGGAAAUUUGACUUUCUACUUGGAUGGAGCUCACAGUCCUGAAAGUAUGGAAGCUUGUGCUCGAUGGUUUUCUAAUGCCGUGAGAGCAGAGAAUACUACAUUGCAGUUGCAGGCAUCUUCUUCUGAGGUCAAUAACUCAGAGAAUAUUUCUGGGAAGAGGUGCAUUCCAAAUAAUGAAUGGGAACACAAUAAAACAAAGCAGAUUCUUUUAUUCAAUUGCAUGGAUGCAAGGGAUCCACAGGUCCUUCUUUCAAGGCUUGUAAAUAUAUGUGCUUCCUCAGGUUCUCAUUUCUCAAAGGCCAUUUUUGUCCCUAAUCUAUCAACAUAUAGCAAGGUUACUUCUGGUGCAUCCGUCAUUCCUGUAGAUAUCCCUGCCAGGGACUUGUCAUGGCAAUUACACCUUCAGAGAAUGUGGGAAAAGAUAGUUAAUGGGAGAGAUGUUAUGCUUCAUGGAAAAUUAAAGAUGGCCAGUGCUGAGAGUUUGCCAUCCCAUGAGUUUCUUACAGAGAGUGCUUCAUGUCACAGUCACGAGAAUGGAUUUCUUCAUCGCAGUGCAGUGAUUCCUUCAUUGCCAUUGUCUAUAAAGUGGUUACGGGACUGUGCUAGAGAAAACCCCUCUCUUAGAAUUCAGGUUCUUGUCACAGGUUCGUUGCAUUUGGUCGGCGAUGUCUUAAAGCUUCUUAGAAGAUGAGUUGAUCCGCCGAAGCUAGCUGAGUCUUGCAACAAUUACAUUUGGUAGUUUCAUGACUUGUUCUUUUUAUGCAGCCUGAUAUGAUAAAAUUUCCCUGUUGAAAUUUUAUCAUAUGAGAAGAUAUCUUCUGGCAUGCAUGCCACUUUGUUCUUGUUUAGUGGCGAUAUAAUUUUGGGUAUUGAGUUGAAAUUUACACAUUGUUCUACAGACUACAGAUAUAGCUUUAGAAAUUGUAAACAUGCAUACUUGGUAGGCCUAGACCAAAACCAAGGUUCUUUUCAUUAUAUUCUGUCAAGCUUAAGUCCUACACAAUGUUGAUGUAAAAACCAUACAGCAGAACUCACAUGAUAUGAGCAACUUUAAUUGCUCUUUUA